Molecule: messenger RNA, 422 nt
Organism: Trichomonas vaginalis G3
Lineage: Eukaryota; Parabasalia; Trichomonadida; Trichomonadidae
Exons: 1
Source: RefSeq, a predicted model, not a curated record
AUGAGAAGCAAAUCCAUCUUAGCUGGUGCCGUUAAUGUUCCAAUUGAACCAACAUCAAAUGUUGACUCACGAACGACAAACAAUAUUGUCAUAAAGAACUAUAGUUCAGAGUGUUUGAAAGAACCAGAACCAGAGCUGAAAUCCGUGAAUUUAAACUCAGCUUCAAACGCUAACGCUACAUCAGAUGUUAAGUUAGAGUAUCCACCACUGGACCAAAUUCUUUCAAGAGACGCCAACGACAACCCUUACACAAAUGUUCAAACAAAUCCUUCAGAUAACGUAGACCAUUACCUUCUUCAGUUAUACCAAACAAUUUUACUCAAAGACGAUAAGAAGCUUUUGACAAAUCUUAUAAGUAAGAACCAAAUAAUUCUAACAAAGGAGGACCUUGAAAAUGUUAUCUCACGAAUAACAGGGAAACA